Fusarium musae is the source of this 942-nucleotide messenger RNA. RefSeq lists its product as uncharacterized. The transcript is spliced from 2 exons. Gene Ontology annotation, biological process: positive regulation of transcription by RNA polymerase II. The coding region runs from base 1 to 942 and encodes 313 amino acids. NCBI's taxonomy places the organism in Eukaryota, Fungi, Ascomycota, Sordariomycetes, Hypocreales, Nectriaceae. Gene Ontology annotation, molecular function: DNA-binding transcription factor activity; transcription cis-regulatory region binding. The record is from RefSeq and is a predicted model, not a curated record. Gene Ontology annotation, cellular component: nucleus.
AUGGCUUCAGCCAAUGUCGAUGCCAUUCUGGCAGUGGUAUUCCUACUCAUCGGAUUUGAGCUCAUUGACUCCGGGCGAGGCAGCUGGAAAUUCCACAUCAACGGUGCGAGAAUGAUUAUUGAGAAGCUCAUAGCAUCUGACUCAGGGAAUGGGACCCCUUUCAGUCCUCUUCGCAGCUGGUUAGUGUCAAAUUGCUUGGUGUAUGAUCAUCUUGGGUCAUCAUUCGCGAAUUCUUAUCUACCGCACGGUGGCAAGCUAUCAAUGACUACCAUGUCGCUGCUUCAGGAUGCGGAAGGGAACCAUUGCUCAUCAUUUCCGGCAGCUCUUCUUCCGUUAAUACAGGCAGGGGCUCGAAUAUUGGACAUCACCGACGUUUACAUGUUCCAUGAUACUUCGACCAACCCAGGACAGCACGACGCGCUUGAGCUCUUUUACGCUGCCAAGUCAUUCGACCCAGCUGCCUGGGCCACCAAUUUACAGCCACGGUCGCCCGCCGAUGACCUUCUCCAUCGGACCAUGGUUGCAUGCGCACACCGGACAGCUGUAUGUGUCUAUCUUUCACGCAUCAUUCUUGCUCUAUGGCCUAGUACGAUGUUGCCAGAUGAUCUGCAGGUUCUAGCGGCCGAAAUCAUCACUCACCUUUCACAUUUGCACCCUGGAGAUGCAUUAUUCACAGCAACAGCGUGGCCUGCGUUCAUUGCUGGCUUAGAGACGCGUGACCUCACGAAUCGUGCCUGGGUAGAGAGAAGAUUCCAAGAGCUCUGGAAGAUCGAGCCUUGGGGGCUCACCAGAGAAGCUCUCAAGGUAUUGAGGACAUUAUGGUGCGGGAGUAAGAAUGGGAUUGCCUUGACGAGCAGAGACGACGAAUUCUACGAACGGGAAGACAACUGGAAUUGGAUCGAAAGGCUGAAGAGCCUAGGCACCGACUGGUUGAUUGCAUGA